Messenger RNA from Penicillium atrosanguineum, 624 nucleotides. RefSeq names its product EMI1 family protein. Lineage: Eukaryota; Fungi; Ascomycota; Eurotiomycetes; Eurotiales; Aspergillaceae. The coding region runs from base 1 to 624 and encodes 207 amino acids. The transcript has a single exon. The record is from RefSeq and is a predicted model, not a curated record.
AUGGGCUGGCUAUGGGGAUCAAGUCCUCAAAAGGGCGAUUCCGAAAACACACCUACACCACCCUCAAAUACGAACCCUUCCGAACCAGCGCCUCCGAAUGCACCGCCGACAAAGAAUAUGACCCCAGCCGAACUGGCCGACUUUGAAUUCAAUCAGCUCUUCGCCAGUCUCCAAGAAGCAGAGAAGAACCCGAACAAAUCCAAUCUGCUAUCGAAUGGCGACGCGACUCCCUCCGAACCUAUCUCCUCCAUCGCUGAAGAAUCUCUCUACGCGGACGAAAUGUCCUGCCGCACGGCGUUCGACUACGCCUUCUUCUGUCAAUCCUUCGGCGGCCAAUUCGUGAAUGUCUACCGAUACGGUGAAAUGCGCUCAUGCAGCGAGCACUGGGAUAAUUUCUGGCUCUGCAUGAAGACCCGAGGCUGGGGAGACGAGUUGCGCAAAAAGGCCAUCCGCGCCCAUAACCAGAAGAAGGCUAUCAAGUGGAAGACAGGUCCUAGCAGUGAGGAUGUUUGGGACGUUCGACUUGAUCCGGCCCGCGAUGCUUUCAAGGGCGACUUUGCUGCCCUGGAGCGCGAGAUGAAGGCUGAUGCAGAAGCCGAGGCACCUCAAAAAGCGGCUGCAUGA